Messenger RNA from Mytilinidion resinicola, 1023 nucleotides. Its product is annotated as ankyrin. Gene Ontology annotation, molecular function: protein binding. The annotation marks the transcript as partial. The record is from RefSeq and is a predicted model, not a curated record. The transcript has a single exon. Lineage: Eukaryota; Fungi; Ascomycota; Dothideomycetes; Mytilinidiales; Mytilinidiaceae.
ACUGUCACAUGAGAUGCUCGUACGCGCUGCCAAGGCUGCUGUGCCUUGCUGCCUACAUAAAGCCUUCUCUCCCCACGUCCAGCCUGAUCUCUCACAACACCUAAAUCAGUGAAUCCACCCACACAUCGCUCGAUUAUGGCUACAAAUACAAGCUGCAAAGAUGACUUGCCGACAGGGCUUCUCAAAAUACCAAACGAACUUCUCCUCGACAUAGUUUCCCUCCUCUGCACUCCGGAUCUCAGGCGCCUCGGUAGGGUCAACUGCAAACUCUACUUCUUCAUCAGAGACUACCUGGUUCGGUAUCGGUAUAAUGCCGGGCUUGUUGCCCUGCCAAAUUAAAUCCUACUCGAGAUCGUGCAGCACCUGGGAGGUCAGAAAGAUCGUAGUUGUCUCGCGCGAGCAAGCCAGAGGUUUUAUCCACUCAUUAUGGACUACAUAGUUCGCCAUAACGUGCGACACGGCGGAAGCAGUCUGCUGAACUAUGCAGCCAGGGGAAACCUCAAAAGAAUGGCGCGCAUUAUCCUACAUCUAGGCGGAGAUGUGAAUACCCAACGUGGACUCCGACCAGGUUUCAUGGACAAGCGUCCAACCCCACUCGCGACCGCAGCUUCCCAUGGGCAUAAAAGGAUGGUCAGGAUGCUUCUGGAAACCGGGGUUAGUCAUUUCGUUGACGGAAUGAGGAUUCCGCUUGCGGUAGCCAUAUCCAACCGGCAUGAGGAUGUGGCCUUGAUACUUUCUCAAGAGUUCGAUUCUGGCGACUUGUUCCUCACAAAGGCAAGAGGCACGGUGUUGCAGAUGGCUUGCAGGAUGAAACUCGUAAACUUGGUCCGAUACUAUCUCGAACACGGGCCGCGAUGCAGAGGGAGUGUAAAUGUCCGUAGUGUACAUGACCGCAGCACCGCCUUGUUCCAACUUCUCCAGAAGGAUGCCAGCAAGAGUGAUAUUAUCAAGAGGGAGCUGCAUGCCGAUGUUUACGAGAUUGUGUUGAUGCUCCUGCGGCACGGCGCGAAUCCCGAUCUUCGC